Molecule: messenger RNA, 1093 nt
Organism: Sesamum indicum (sesame)
Lineage: Eukaryota; Viridiplantae; Streptophyta; Magnoliopsida; Lamiales; Pedaliaceae
Gene: MAKR6
Product: membrane-associated kinase regulator
Source: RefSeq, a predicted model, not a curated record
UAUACUUCUCCAAUACCUUUUAUCAAGUAUGUCUUUGCAGACACCAUCUCUCUUAUAUGUAUAAUAAAGAUAUCUAGGAUUAAGCUAUUUUAAUGCCAGAAUGAGUACUUGUGGGGCUAAUAUUCUAUUCCCUUUCUCCCAUUUCUUUCCUUGUCAAUUAUUAAUUACACUUGUCUGAAGUCAGAGCACCACAAAUAUAAUUGUCAGCAUAGUAAGAGAAAAGCAAAAUUUUCAGUACUUGAUAAUGUAUGUGUACAUAUGCAUUACGGUAGAGCUAGAAAAGCAUCCUUUACAACCAACCUUGUAUAUAUAUACCUUAAAACUCCAGAAAGAGACUCGGUUUUUUCUCCCAUUCUUUUACGUGACCUAUCAAACAGCUCCCAUGGAAACUACUCUGCAGUCUCCCUCCAUAGAGAGUUUCUCAUAUAGUUGGCUGGCUAACUUAAAGCCCUCAUCGUUCGAGGACUCGUUAAUAGCCUCCAUUGACCCAUCUGAUCAUGAUGAAGCUUCUUUCAUAGAAAUGGAUCCAAGAUUGCCACCCUCCAAGAGAUUCAUCAGAGUUUCUUCUGAUUUUGGUUUCGACUUCCCCGUCUCCGACUCCCCAUUAGGCCUUGUUCAUGCUGAUGAGCUCAUUUCCAAUGGCUUCCUCGUGCCUCUCUUUGUCAAGGACAUGAAAAUGGAUCGGUUUGAGGUUGAAGACGACUAUCACACGUCCACAGCUUCCACCUCUUCAUCAACUCAGAAAACGGGACGUGUUCGUUGUGCAUCGUUGAGGAGGUGCCAAAGAUUGUCGAAACGGUUCUUUGAGAAGUACUUGAAGUUUCUGUUAAGGCCUCUCUUCUACAGACGGCACCGAGGACAUCAGUUUGAGAGUGGCAAUAUGAGAAUGAGCACAAACAGGAACUGGGAAUUCUCUGCUGCAACAUCUCCUAGAACUAGUUUAGCUUAUUCUGCUGAUGAUAACUGGCGCAGGUCUUGUGAUUCUGAGAGCUCAAUCUAUGAAGCUGUGCUCCACUGCAAGAGAACUCAGGAUUGAAUUUGUACUAUUUCAGGUAAAUAAACAAGGAGGAAUUUGAGAUGAAAAAGACUUGAG